Messenger RNA from Penicillium salamii, 732 nucleotides. The record is from the annotation of a GenBank genome assembly. NCBI's taxonomy places the organism in Eukaryota, Fungi, Ascomycota, Eurotiomycetes, Eurotiales, Aspergillaceae.
AUGGCCUCCGGGCAACCAUUCGCGUCGCGCUCUUACGCCGGCACCAAGCUCCCCGAGCGCUCCAUCAACAACGCCAUGCCCUUCAGCGCCUCAUCAUUCUCACGGCAUCGAGGUCUCAACGCUCCUCAAAACGACUUCCCCGAACCCGCCAAACAGCAGCCCGCCCCCGCAAAUGCACAAUCUCACGGUCCAGCGCAGGACACAAAUCCCUUGAACCGCUUGACAGAAGAGCAGCGCGAGGAGAUCAACGAGGCCUUUACUCUCUUCGAUCUCGAUCGCGACCGUCACUUGGAUUACCACGAACUCCGCGUUGCCUUCCGUGCCCUCGGCUUCACACUGAGUAAACAAGAGCUCAUCUCUCUUUUGACGACCUACGGCGUUCCCCGUCCCCAGGUCCAGCAGCAGGCGAAUGGUCCGCCUGCAUCGAAUAAGGGUCCUGUUUCGAAUCCCCAGCAUCCAUCGAACCUACUCAUGCCGCUCUCGUCAUUCCAGGCCGUGACCGCGCUGAAGAUUCUGGAGCGGGAUCCGCGCGAUGAGAUCCUUCGCGCGUUCGAGCUUUUCGAUGAGGGUGCAAAGGGGUAUAUUGAUCUGGAAGAUUUGAGGCGCGUGGCGCGCGAGUUGGGUGAGACUGGUCUUGAGGAGGAGGAGCUCAGGGCUAUGAUUGAGGAGUUUGAUUUGGAGGGGGCUGGUGGUGUUACUCGUGAGGCCUUUGUUGGUAUUUGUUGGCAAUGA